Molecule: messenger RNA, 620 nt
Organism: Funneliformis geosporum
Lineage: Eukaryota; Fungi; Glomeromycota; Glomeromycetes; Glomerales; Glomeraceae
Source: the annotation of a GenBank genome assembly
GACAUUUUCACAAUAACGUUAGUUACUUGUCGUUCAGUUGGUAUCGGAGCAUACUUAGUAAGGUUGGGGCAGCGUACAAUUCAAAAUGAGGGUCAACCCAUAAUAUUAACUGGAGCACCAGCAUUGAAUAAAGUGUUGGGAAGAGAAGUUUAUACAGGAAAUCUACAACUUGGAGGCACGCAAAUUAUGUUUAAGAAUGGAGUUUCACAUCUGACUGCACAAAAUGAUUUGGAGGGUAUUACAAAGAUUAUGCAAUGGCUUUCUUACGUUCCAGCCGUUCGAAAUUCUCCUGUACCAAUAUUUAUGAAUUCAGAUACUUGGGACAGGGAUGUUAAUUAUAUGCCUCCAAAAGGGCCUUACGAUCCAAGAUGGUUAAUUGCGGGCAAAUAUGAGAUUGAGAGAGAUCCCAACAGUUGGGUUAGUGGAUUCUUUGAUAAAGGUUCCUUUGUUGAAACUUUAAGUGGAUGGGCGAGGACCGUUGUAGUUGGACGAGCACGUCUUGGUGGAAUUCCAAUGGGUGUUAUAGCGGUUGAAACUCGUACUGUCGAAAGUAUAGUUCCAGCUGAUCCGGCUAAUGCAGAUUCUCAUCAGCAGCUGAUGAUGGAAGCCGGGCAAGUUUG